UUUCAAUUAAACAUAUUAUUUAAUGUCAUCAUAAUUAUUGAGUCGUUCAAGUAAAGCUUCAUGUCAUGUCCCUUUGGCAUCGGACGGAUACUCUAAAUUUUCUGUCGAAGCAUAUCUCUAAAUUAUCAUCAAACCCUCUUCCCCGCGCUCAUCGGGCUGGGAAAACAGCCCUUGCAGUUAACUCUACUUGUGCGAGUAGAAGCUACAGACUCCAACCGCAGAAUCUCAAGUCUUAUUAUUAUACUGUGAUAAGACAAGAGCGUACCUUUAGCUCAUCUAGAAUCAUGGCAGCUCCGCCGGCGGCUAGUCUCACGGAUGCGGUGGUUGCUGCGAUGAGAACACUUUUCCCGGAAGAACUAGCGGAUAAUGCGUGGGACAAUACAGGACUACUCCUCGGACAAGCGCCCUUGUCGUCAUCGUCGGUGUCUAAAAAGGAGACUGGAGGUACCGUUCUUCUCACCAAUGACUUAACUUCCGCCGUGGUCGACGAGGCAUUGGCAGAAGGAGCCAAUAUGAUUGUCUGCUAUCAUCCUAUUAUCUUUAGACCUCUGAAAUCCCUUACUACCAAAGACCCUAUGCAGACCCUCCUCUUACGGCUAGCCGCCGAGAGGAUCUCCGUCUACUGUCCCCAUACAGCCAUGGACGCGGCGAGCGGAGGACUUAACGACUGGCUUUGCGACAUCCUGUUAGAUGGAAAACACCAGGCGAAGCGAACUGUCGUCCAGCCUAUUUCUAGGCCUCUACCCGAAGGGCACCAAGGCACUGGCUAUGGACGAGCAUUUGAACUGCCUCAGCCCGUCAACUUGCAAACCCUUCUGCGGCGACUCUCUGCUGGCAUAGGCAACCAGCGAUAUAUGAUGGUUGCUCUGCCACCAUCACUAAAGGACCUCACCAGGACGCAGGAGAUUACCAAGGUUGCUGUCUGUGCAGGUUCGGGUUCUGACGUCCUAAAAGAUACCGAUGCUCAGGUCUUGGUGACGGGCGAGAUGGCGCACCAUUAUGCGCUCCGGCAUACCCAGUUAGGCCAGAUUGUCGUCACCGUCUUCCAUAGUAACUCGGAGCGGAAGUAUCUGGAGACGAGAUUGAAGCCCAUGUUGGAGGUCGAAUUGGAGACCACGGCGUACGGAGACACCCGCAUAAUUGUCAGCAAAGCAGACCGUGAUCCCUUCGAGGUGAUUGACGUUAGAGACCUGGCUUAAGCACUUAAUGCGACGGCUCGUUAACCUGGUCGAGGGUGUAAUUAACAUGGCGAAUGACCACUAUUCGUCGACGCUGGCCUAACAGACGGUUCAUUCAAUGAUGCUUCAGUCGUUCACCUUGUCGUUUAGGACAUCCUUCAAUCUAAAUGCUCAAUCAUGCCGAUUCUCGGGUGUUCAAAUCCCUCCAAUCUCCCUUGCUCGGCUCACCUUUCAAAGCCGCGUCGCCGUCUUCUAUGCACGCGUCCACGUCUACACCACCGAUACCCUGUUCCUUCCAUACUGAUAGAAGUCUACGUGGCAUUUUCCACGCCUGUCUCGCAUCUUCUAGUCGUCCUUCGCUGACAAGCGCUCGUAUUUUAUCUGGGGCGUCUAGAACCUCGAUUGCCAACUGUUUCGUCCGUGCUCUCCUCCGGCGCGCCUCUUCCGCUUGGGCCCCGGCUUUAUCAGGUGGCGGGACAGAUUUCCGUAUCGAGUCUCGUAUUUCCGAGGCUUGGGAGUAUAUUUGGGCGAUUGCUGGAUCUAGCGUAGAAGCCAUAGGGUUCAAUGGGUCCAUAUUCGUUCGCAUCUUACACGUUUAUUAGUACAUGGCCUCCGUUCCAUAGCACACGCCCUCUUGAGGUUAAUGGGAUUAUAAGACUAACCUUGCGUAUUGUUUCCGUAGCUG
Daldinia vernicosa is the source of this 1863-nucleotide messenger RNA. Its product is annotated as NGG1p interacting factor 3. NCBI's taxonomy places the organism in Eukaryota, Fungi, Ascomycota, Sordariomycetes, Xylariales, Hypoxylaceae. The transcript is spliced from 4 exons. Bases 66 to 1199 code for a protein of 377 amino acids. Gene Ontology annotation, cellular component: cytoplasm; mitochondrion. The record is from RefSeq and is a predicted model, not a curated record.